AAAAGAGUAAAAGUAACCCCAACUUCACAUUAUUCCUUAAAUAAGGCUUUAAAUCUUCUACUUCUUCUUAUAAGUGGAUUUGGAAUUCAAUUCUUUCUUAAUUAUCUGUUGAUCACUUUUAACAAGAUUUCAUGGCUUCUUCCUCCAGCAGUAUUGAUGAAGAGGGAAUUGAGAAGCAAGAGGUAACCCCUUUGGAAAAGCAUGUUAUGUUCUUUGAUAUUAACAAAGAUGGUGUGAUUUACCCAUGGGAAACUUAUAAAGGCUUCAGGAAAAUUGGAAGUGGCGUUCUCCUCUCAACCGUUGCUUCAAUUUUCAUUAAUAUUGGUCUAAGUGGCAAAACUCGACCU
Messenger RNA from Nicotiana tabacum (common tobacco), 347 nucleotides. The record is from RefSeq and is a predicted model, not a curated record. NCBI's taxonomy places the organism in Eukaryota, Viridiplantae, Streptophyta, Magnoliopsida, Solanales, Solanaceae.